AAGCUCCCCUCUUUCUCUCUCUAAAAUCACCCAACUUUCUCUCUCUAAGCCCAACACGGUUUUGACUAUUUUCCUUUAUUUUUUAAUUAUUAAUUUAAUUUAAUUGAUGAAUUUAUGAGAAAAGGAAAUUAGAUCGCACGAUCCACCAAUCAAAAUCAAAGAAAAAUAAAGAGAGAGAAAAACUUGAAACAAGAAGAACUCAAACAAAAAUAAAAAUACAACAUUUAUUUUUCUCUCUCUUCAUUCUUCUGUUGAUCCAUGGUGUGGUGCAAAUUAGAGAAAAACAAACAGAACCCAUUAGCCUAAAUUGAUUCAUUAUCGGUUCACAAAUUCAAAGUUUUAAUCUUUAUUAAGAGUGUACAUAGAUUGAUUGAUUAUUCAGAAGACCCAUAUUAUAGGUCAAUGUUAAAUCUCCAAUGCUGAGGUCUUUGAAAAGACCAAACAAAAAUCAAGAAAAAAGAAUCGGGGGCAUAAAUUUAUCAAGCAUUCGAAAAACCCAGGAGAGAAUUAGCUCUAAUUUUAUAAUUAUUGGCGGAUCUUUGAAAAGAUUGGAGAAGAGAGAGUGCGGAUCUGAUGGUGGGUGGGGCAUUAUUGGGAUUGAAAAGAUUCAAGAACGAGCUGAAUUCAGGCGGUGUUUGGUGUUGCGGCGGCGGCGGCGGUAGUGGUGUUGGUAGGAUUGAAGAGGUGAGGCUGCAUAAGGAAAGAAUAUGCAGCUUCACAUAUCGCCUAGCAUGAGAAGCAUCACUAUAUCGAGCAGCGGGAAUAAUAACAAUGGGUUUAUUGACUUGAUGAAGAUCAAGGUGGCAGCUCGCCAUAUAUCUUACCGAACCCUUUUUCAUACUAUUCUUAUUCUUGCUUUUCUCUUGCCCUUUGUCUUCAUUCUUACUGCUCUUGUUACCCUUGAAGGUGUCAACAAGUGCUCUUUGUCUUCUUUUGAUUGUCUUGGCAGGCGACUGGGACCAAGGUUCGGUAUAGGGGAUGAUUCCGGGAGGCUGGUUAAAGACUUCUACAAGAUUCUCAAUCAAGUAAACAAUGAGGAAAUUCCAGAUGGUUUAAAGCUCCCAGAUUCUUUUAAUCAGCUUGUGUCUGAAAUGAAGAGCAAGCACUAUGAUGCAAAAACAUUUGCUUUCAUGCUUAGGGCUAUGAUGGAGAAAUUUGAAAAAGAAAUUAGGGAAUCUAAAUUUUCAGAGCUGAUGAACAAACACUUUGCCGCAAGUUCCAUUCCGAAAAGCAUCCACUGUCUCUCACUGCGAUUGACUGAUGAAUAUUCCUCCAAUGCUCAUGCACGCAAACAAUUACCAUCUCCAGAGUUACUUCCUUUGCUUUCUGACAAUUCUUACCAUCACUUUAUUCUGUCAACUGAUAACAUUCUAGCUGCAUCAGUUGUCAUCACUUCUACUGUCCAGUCUUCUAUAAAACCAGAAAAGAUAGUCUUUCAUGUCAUCACUGACAAGAAAACUUAUGCGGGUAUGCACUCAUGGUUUGCACUGAACCCAGCCUCCCCUGCUAUUGUUGAAGUGAAAGGUGUUCACCAGUUUGACUGGUUAACAAGGGAGAACGUUCCGGUGCUUGAAGCUGUGGAGAACCAUAAUAGUAUCAGGAAUUACUACCAUGGGAAUCAUGUUGCUGGGGCCAAUCUCAGUACUACAACUCCACGAAUGUUUGCUUCAAAAUUGCAGGCUAGAAGUCCAAAAUACAUUUCCCUACUCAAUCAUCUCCGUAUUUAUUUACCAGAGCUAUUUCCAAACCUCGACAAGGUGGUAUUCUUAGAUGAUGAUGUUGUCAUUCAGCGCGAUUUGUCUCCACUUUGGGAAAUUGACCUUAAAGGAAAGGUUAAUGGAGCUGUUGAAACAUGUAAAGGAGAAGAUGAGUGGGUAAUGUCCAAGCACUUCAGGAAUUACUUCAAUUUUUCUCAUCCCCUCAUUUUGAAGAAUUUAGACCCUGAUGAAUGCGCAUGGGCUUAUGGAAUGAAUAUUUUUGAUCUCCGUACAUGGAGGAAAACAAACAUAAGAGAAACCUACCAUUCCUGGCUGAAAGAGAACUUGAAGUCAAACCUGACGAUGUGGAAACUCGGUACGCUACCACCCGCAUUAAUUGCAUUCAAAGGUCAUGUUCAUCCUAUAGACCCAUCUUGGCACAUGCUUGGCUUGGGCUAUCAGAAUAAGACCAACAUUGAGAGAGUGAGAAAAGCUGCUGUUAUCCAUUACAACGGCCAGUCAAAACCGUGGCUGCAGAUUGGCUUUGACCACCUUCGACCAUUUUGGACGAAAUAUGUCAAUUACUCCAAUGAUUUUAUUAGGAACUGCCACAUUUUGGAGUCAUAGUUGGUCAAGUAGGUCCAUUAUCACUAGAAUAUAGAGGUGAACAGAAAAAGACUAUUGAAUUUGUGUCACGUCCGUUAAAUCAUGGCACGGGAUUUCUUCAAGAUCUAUUCAAGAAGGGCUAGCAAAAUUUUAUCAAGAAGUGCAAGUGUUUCGAUCUGAAUUCACUGUCAUCCCUCGCACUUGUUCACGAGAAGGCAUACAUCACGAGCACGGGGCAUCAGGUUCAUUUUUUGGAUUUGUAACAUAGCAAUCCGUCAUUUGAUUUUUUGGUCGGAAAAAGAGUUACUAUUAUUGGCCUUCCCCCGGAAGUCUAGCUUGAUUUCUUGGCACAUUUAUAUUCGAAUAAAGCAAUAUACACAGACAAUCAUCUGCUGGCGAAUCAUGCUGAUUGAUGACGGGAAACGGAAGGUUAGAGCAGGUCUUUCACAAGGGCUGGCUUAUUAGCACACAAAUAUUUUAUCCCUUCAAUUAUUUUUUGUUCUCCUGUUGUUUCAUUUUUGUUAGUAUGCCCCAAUUUUUUUUCCAAGUUACUACUUUGAUAUGACAAUGGUGAAUUAUAGGAGUAGGACAUUGGAGAUUGCUCUGUUACAGGUCCCAUUAAAUUGGGGAUUUAUUGUUAGGUUACAUAUCGGUAUUUGUUAUGUACGAUUCACGAAUUGAGAUACAUUUGAAAUGUGCAGAAAAUUCUUUUUCCA
Molecule: messenger RNA, 3019 nt
Organism: Mercurialis annua (annual mercury)
Lineage: Eukaryota; Viridiplantae; Streptophyta; Magnoliopsida; Malpighiales; Euphorbiaceae
Product: probable galacturonosyltransferase 13
Exons: 6
Coding region: 708-2324 (538 amino acids)
Molecular function (GO): polygalacturonate 4-alpha-galacturonosyltransferase activity
Source: RefSeq, a predicted model, not a curated record